Molecule: messenger RNA, 429 nt
Organism: Hirsutella rhossiliensis
Lineage: Eukaryota; Fungi; Ascomycota; Sordariomycetes; Hypocreales; Ophiocordycipitaceae
Exons: 1
Coding region: 1-429 (142 amino acids)
Source: RefSeq, a predicted model, not a curated record
AUGAGUUGCCCAGGCCGAACGAUCUCGUGGCCACCUCCGGCCGCGACGGAAGAUCCCCUGCCGCUUAGGCAUUCGUUUCGCCCAACCAAGACCCUGGGGCGGGUGGUGCUUGCAGAGCAACUAUGCCUGGUGCGCCUCUCGCCACUCCUAGCCCUCAUCUCCUUCGCCAACGUGUGCCGCUGCGGUACGAGGUUGUCGGCCGCUCCCUCCAACACAGCGCCAACGGACGGCGUAAGACCCCGCCUAGCCGGCUCAGCAACUACCGACCCUAUUGUGGCAGCGUCUGCUUCUAUGCUUGGACACCUAUCACGCGCGUUUAUCGCUUCUGAGCGUCGCGCCCGCCCUCCCUUCGAGGAGGCGCCAUUGACGUGCGUCGUCUUUCCCGCGGCCAACCGCCUCGCCGACUUCCCUUGGGCAACGCUCUUUUGA